AUGUUGAUGAAAGUUCGAUUUCGGAGGGUCAUACGAGUUGGACUGUGCUUUGCAGGGAUAGCAGCCCUAAUAUAUUUACUCAUACGCCUCUUCGUACCACCAAGUCAUCGCCGAAUAGAUCUUAGGAAAUAUCAAAGCAAUUUUCCCAUCCUGUCCCCUUCCAUUGAACCACGAGUUACCGACUUCGAAGACUUAUUCGUUCUGGUGAUAGUUUCAACUUCGCCCGACGACAAGAUGAAAAGAAGAGAUACGAUACGUCGUACUUGGGGUAAAUGUGACAAAACUAACAACAAUUACAAAUGGAAGGUUGUAUUCAUGAUGGGCAAAUCGUUGAAUAGCGACAUGAAUGAAAAAUUAAUGGCGGAACACAAACAGCAUGGAGAUCUUCUUAUAGCUGAUUACAUCGACAAGUAUCGAAACAUCACGACAAAACUUCUCAUGUCAUUUAAGUGGGCGACACAAAUUAGAUGUAACUAUAUUCUGAAAACUGACAGCGAUGUUUACGUUGACAUUCCCGAGUUAAUAAAAUGGAUGCUGAAUCGAGGCGAUCCAAAUUCUCUCUACGGUGGUGUUCUUUACAGAGGAAUUGUAGUGAGGGAUACAUCACACCGUCACUACGUGACUAAAGACGAUCUCUCUUUGGACUAUUAUCCACAGUUUUGUAAAGGCUCUAUGUAUGUUCUGUCGGCGAGUUUACUUCCAAAAAUGCUCGACUUAUCAAGGCAGGUCACUCGAAUUGGACCUGAUGACGCUUACGUAGGACUGUUAGCAGAUCAGCUGGGAAUAUCUCCAGUGGGAAUUGACAGAUUUUUUCAGAAAAGUCUCUUACCGUAUAUCUUCUGGUUUAUGAGUAAAUGUGAGUUGAGAGAUCUCCUUGGAAUUGGUGACUCACUUACUCCAAGUCAAUUGAACUACAUUCAUGAAGUGAAGCACGCCUCUUCUGUCUCCUACUAUCUUUGUAUUUCGUUGCUUGAGAAAUUUUUCCUAUUUAUAUUAUUUUUAAUCAUUUUAACGUGUCUGCCGUUUUUAGGUCGUAGAAGGUUUUCUACAAGGAUUUCAAAAGGAAAAUGA
Messenger RNA from Pocillopora meandrina, 1071 nucleotides. The record is from the annotation of a GenBank genome assembly. Lineage: Eukaryota; Metazoa; Cnidaria; Anthozoa; Scleractinia; Pocilloporidae.